Messenger RNA from Acyrthosiphon pisum (pea aphid), 659 nucleotides. It is a transcript of the gene ND-MLRQ, whose product is annotated as NADH dehydrogenase (ubiquinone) MLRQ subunit. The coding region runs from base 143 to 388 and encodes 81 amino acids. Gene Ontology annotation, cellular component: respiratory chain complex IV. The record is from RefSeq and is a predicted model, not a curated record. NCBI's taxonomy places the organism in Eukaryota, Metazoa, Arthropoda, Insecta, Hemiptera, Aphididae. The transcript has 3 exons.
CAAGGCUUUAUAGGCGAUAGGUACAAUUUUUUUCUCUCAUUAGUCAUUUUCAGUUUUUACAUUUGCGUAUCAACGUCGCUUCUUAGUUUCAUAAGAUUAAUAAUAAUUUAAUAAUUUAAAGCUAUUACCAAAAAAAUUCAAAAUGGUUAUGCCAGGAAUGACUAUAGAGAGCUUGAAAAAACACAAGUCCUUAAUCCCAUUGUUUUUUUGUCUGGGCAUUGGUAUGGCGGGUGCUGGUUUCUAUUUGACCCGACUGGCAAUGAAAAACCCAGAAGUGACAUGGCAUCCAAAGAAAAAUCAAGAGCCAUGGGAAGCAUAUAAAGAAAAAACUUACAAAUUUUAUUCUACCAGCUCAGAACCUCCAGUCAGUCCAGCUCCUAAAUAUUAGAAAUUCACCAAUCAACAUCAAUAUUGUUUGAUCGGUUAUAUAAAAUGAACAUAGUGUUAUAAUUUUUUUUUGCUGUGUUUUCUAUAUUAAAUAAAGAAUUGAUGUUAAAAUGUACUUAGAUAUUUGAUUAUGAAAACAUUAUAUUUAUAUACACUUUGUUCAUCUAACAUCGGUGAAUUUCAUGUGAUAGUCUUGUGGCUAUAUUCAUAAAAUAUUGUCUAGAAAAUAUAUUAUUUAACUUUAUGAAUAAAUUGUUACGAGUAAAUUGUUC